This is a messenger RNA of Echinococcus granulosus, 861 nucleotides long. Its product is annotated as Protein quaking. Gene Ontology annotation, biological process: regulation of mRNA splicing, via spliceosome. NCBI's taxonomy places the organism in Eukaryota, Metazoa, Platyhelminthes, Cestoda, Cyclophyllidea, Taeniidae. Bases 1 to 861 code for a protein of 286 amino acids. Gene Ontology annotation, cellular component: nucleus. Gene Ontology annotation, molecular function: mRNA binding. The transcript is spliced from 5 exons. The record is from RefSeq and is a predicted model, not a curated record.
AUGGUUGGGAAGACGGAGCAACCUGAAACAGGUGCAGAAACCCACGAUGAAAUACCAAAAGGACCAUCUGAACAAUUUAACUCGUCUUUAUUGCAAAAGGCUACCCCGGAGUAUCUACAGGAGCUCUUGAUGGACAAAAAACAAUUGCAGAGCAUGCCUAACAGUUUUAAGCAUGUUGAAUUAAUACUAGAAAAGGAAAUUGCACAGGUGCGCGAACGCCUAUUUCACAAAAACGGUUCCAUUCAAAUGAGCAAUACUGAUUUACCUGAUCCUUCCGGUCAAAUCGUAACACUUCAGAGGAAGGUGUACAUACCAGUUAAGGAGAAUCCAACGUAUAACUUUGUUGGAAGACUACUUGGGCCGCGAGGACUAACUGCAAAGCAAAUGGAACAAGACUUGGGUUGUAAGAUCAUGGUCCGAGGAAAGGGAUCCAUGCGAGACAAACGAAAGGAGGACCAAAAUCGCGGCAAGCCUAAUUGGGAGCAUUUGCAAGAAGAUUUGCAUGUUCUGGUGAGCGUUGAAGAUUACGAAAGUCGUGCCGAGUUAAGACUCCAACGCGCUGUAAAUGCCAUCACAAUUUUCCUUGAACAAGGCCUUCGAACUGUUGAGAAGGUAGAUUGUGCUAACGUGCGUGUGAGUGUGCGUGAGUGCAUGCUAGCAUCUCUUUCUCUUGACAUCUGCGUCUCAGUAAGGCGUGCGCAUCUGCCUGAGUGUGCACGUGCUUCGAUUGCACCAUUCUCAUACUUCUAUUCGUUUUCUACUGCUGCCACUGCUACUGCUACCACCGCUACUUCUGGUGCAGCCCUCAUUCGGGCCUCUUUUCUCAUCAGUAAAAGACUGCAGAAAAAUGCCAUGGCUUAG